Molecule: messenger RNA, 3809 nt
Organism: Austrofundulus limnaeus
Lineage: Eukaryota; Metazoa; Chordata; Actinopteri; Cyprinodontiformes; Rivulidae
Gene: wdr11
Product: WD repeat domain 11
Cellular component (GO): cytoplasm
Molecular function (GO): protein binding
Source: RefSeq, a predicted model, not a curated record
GGGCUGGCAGGGUCUCAUCGCUCAGGGAUGUCACUCCAGCAUCCUCAUCAUCGACCCGAAGACGGCUCAGACCAUCCAGGUGCUGGAGAGGCACAAAACCAACGUGGUCAAGGUGAAAUGGUCGAGGGAAAACUACUACCACAACCUGAGCUCGCCCUACUGCCUGCGGCUGGCCUCAGGAGACGCCUCGGGGAAGAUCAUCGUGUGGGACGUGGUCAGCGGCACGGCUCACUGCGAGAUCCAGGAGCACUCCAAACCCAUCCAGGAUAUGGAGUGGCUGUGGAACCAGGACGCGUCUCACGACCUCCUCCUUGCCGUCCACCCUCCCAACUACAUCGUCCUCUGGAACGCAGACACCGGAGCCAAGCUGUGGAAGAAGAGCUACGCCGAGAACAUCCUCUCCUUUUCCUUCGACCCCUUCGACCCGUCUAACCUGGCAUUGUUGACCAGUGAAGGAAUAGUCUUCAUCACAGACUUCUCCCACUCCAAACCACCAGGCAGCACUGGUAAAAAGGUCUACAUCGCCAGCCCCCAUGCAAGUCCAGCACACACCAAACCUGCCCCCGCUGCUGCCCCGGCCCCCACUGGGGCCAAAAAGGCCCUGAACAAAGUCAAAGUGCUCAUCACCAAUGAAAAACCCACAGCGGAGGCCGUCACGCUGAACGACUGUCUGCAGCUCUCCUACCUGCCGUCCAAAAGGAACCACAUGCUGCUGCUUUAUCCCAGAGAGAUCUUAAUCCUGGACCUGGAACUCAGCCAGACCGUGGGCGUGGUGGCCAUCGAGCGCUCCGGGGUGCCGUUCAUCCAGGUGAUUCCCUGCGCUCAGCGAGACGCCCUCUACUGUCUCCAUGAAAACGGCUGCAUCACGCUCCGAGUGUGUCGCUCCACGUCGGCUCCAGAGGAGGCAGCAGACCCAGAACAGAACAUCCAGGAGCUGGUGUACGACCUGCGCUCCCAGUGCGACGCCAUCCGUGUCACCAAGACGGUGCGGCCGUACCGCAUGGUUAUUUGUCCUGUGAAUGAAAACAAAGCUGCGCUGAUGGUCAGCGACGGCAGAGCCAUGCUCUGGGAGCUGAAAGCCCACACUGGACGUGCUGCUGCCAAUCCCAGUUCGGGUCUGUCGCCUCUCUACUCCCCCGUGGCUUUUUGUGGAGCUCCUUUGGGUCCAAACCAGAAAAGGAUUCAGGAUCUCAGUCUGAACAGCAUGAUCGGUCAAAGCUUGAUUGCUGGCGAGACGGCUCCUCAAUCCUCCACCCAGCAGGAGGUGCAGCUGAAGUUCCUGCUCACUGGGCUGCUGUCCGGUCUGCCGCUGCCCCCGUUCGCCAUCCGCAUGUGUCCACCCCUCACCACCAAGAACAUCAACCAUUACCAGCCCCUGCUGGCUACAGGCACCAGCAACGGCUCUGUGCUGGUCUACAACCUGACCAGUGGUCUUCUGCACAAAGAGCUCAGUGUUCACUCCUGUGAAGUCAGGGGRAUUGAAUGGGUGAGUCUCACCAGUUUUCUGUCUUUUGCCACUUCUUCUCCGAACAACAUGGGUCUGGUGCGAAACGAGCUGCAGCAUGUUGACCUGCCCACAGGCAGAUGCUUUGCAUUCAGAGGUGAGCGAGGAAACGAUGAGCCGCCCAUCGAUAUGAUUAAAGUAUCUCAUCUCAAGCAGUACCUGGUGGUGGUGUUCAGAGACAAACCCUUGGAGCUGUGGGACAUCCGGACGGGGACACUUCUCCGAGAGAUGGCCAAGAGUUUUCCAACUGUUACAGCUCUGGAAUGGUCUCCGUCCCAUAAUCUGAAGAGUCUGAAGAAAAAGCAGCUGGCAGCCAGGGAGGCCAUGGCUCGACAGACGGUGUCCGACGCUGAGCAGAGUAACGUGGAGUCCUCUGUCAUAAGCCUCCUGCAAGACGCCGAGAGCAAAUCAGAGACCAGCCAGGCGAUCUCAGCCCGGGAGCACUUUGUAUUCACCGACACAGACGGGCAGGUCUAUCACAUCACUGUAGAGGGCAACACGGUGAAGGAUGGAGCACGAAUCCCUCCUGAUGGCAGCAUGGGCAGCAUCGCAUGCAUUGCCUGGAAAGGCGACACCUUGGUGCUCGGAGAUGUGGACGGAAAUCUCAAUUUCUGGGACCUCAAGGCUCGUUUGUCGAGGGGGAUACCGACCCAUCACGGCUGGGUGAAGAAGAUCCGCUUCGCUCCAGGGAAAGGCAACCAGAAACUGCUGGUCAUGUAUCCGGACGGAGUCGAAGUGUGGGACACUAAAGAGGUUCAGAUGGUCAGCAGCAUACGGUUCGGUCGCAAUGUGAACUACCGCAUCUUAGACAUCGACUGGUGCACGUCGGACAAGGUGGUUCUGGCGUCGGACGACGGCUGCGUCCGCGUGUUGGAGAUGGCCAUGAAGUCUGCCAGUUAUCGAAUGGAUGAGCAGGACCUGACAGAUGCUGUGUGGUGUCCCUACCUGCUGCUCCCCCGGGCCGCCCUCACUCUCAAGGCUUUCCUCCUGCUGCAGCCCUGGUCCGGAACCUUCACCAUGGACAUCACGCAGGUAGAUUACACUGAAAAGCUGGAGAUCAAAGGCUUGAUCCAGGAGCAGCUCAACUCUUUGUCAAAUGAUCUGAAGAGCGUCCUUCAGGACCCAGAGCUCAGUCUUCUGCAGCGCUGCCUCCUGGUKUCGCGGCUGUUCGGGGACGAGUCCGACCUCACCUUCUGGACGGUGGCGUCCCAUUACCUGCAGGCGUUCGCUCAGGCCCGGCAGCUCAGCGUGUCCGCCGCAGAGGGGGGCGAGGAAAGUCAGCCGGCGCCUCAGAACCACCUGGACAUCUGCCAAGAUGUUCUGUGUGAGAGCUCCUACUUCCAGAAGUUCCAGUUGGACCGAGUCCACCUGCAGGAGGUGAAGCGCUCCAGUUAUGAACACACCAAGAAGUGUGCUGACCAGCUCCUCCUGCUGGGCCAGACUGACAGAGCCGUGCAGUUACUGCUGGAGACGAGUGCAGACAACCCCAGCUACUACUGUGAUUCCCUCAAAGCCUGCCUGGUGACCACCAUCACCUCAUCAGGACCCUCACAGUCCACCAUCAAGCUCGUGGCCACCAACAUGAUCGCUAAUGGAAAGCUGGCAGAGGGAGUUCAGCUUCUGUGUUURAUCGACAAGGCAGCAGACGCCUGCCGCUACCUGCAGACCUACGGGGAGUGGAACCGAGCCGCGUGGCUCGCUAAGGUGCGCCUGAGCCCAGCAGAGAGCUCCGAYGUGCUGAAGCGCUGGGCGGAGCACCUGUGCUCCCCGCAGGUCAACCAGAAGUCCAAAGCCAUCCUGGUGCUGCUCUCCCUCGGCUGCUUCUACAGAGUGGGAGAGAUGCUGCACAGUAUGAGGUACUUCGAUCGUGCCGCCCUCUUCAUCGAGGCCUGUCUGAAGUACGGAGUGAUGGAGGCCAACGACUCCUCUAAUAAACUCAUCGAGGCGUCCUUCCUGGACUACGCGCGGCUGCUGCGCACGCUCGGCCUGCGCGAGGGCGCCGCCCUGUGGGCGUCGCGCGCCGGCGGCGCCGGGGAGCAGCUGAUGGAGGAGCUGUUCCAGGGGGAGGGGGGAGUCCCAGGAGCUCUCCUCGGGGAGGACGAAGUGGAGCUGGGACAGGAGAGCACCGAGUGAUGUGAAGCAGGAAGUGAACGAUGAGCGGGUCACUUCCUGCUUCCUGGRAAACAUCGUAUUCCUAAUCUGUAAAGACUUUAACUCCUUAAUCUGAUGUAAUCUGUGUUUCUGUGCAUGGUCCAGGUACCAAAACAACCACUUUAAUUCACCCAACAAAACAUCAAACUAUCAA